GUUUAAAGUAUAUAUCAAAUAUUUUUACAUAUUUCCACACAUUUAUGCAUAUUUCCCUCUAUACUCUAUAGGUCUAUCGCCUGGAAAUAGGGAAAACAGAUGUUGAAAGACACCGGAACAUAACAUAACGGGAGUUUUUCCAAUUAGAAAAUGAGACAGUGGCCCCUGUCAUGUCAGAUACGCCCCCUUUUGUAUAUGAACCAAAAAUUGUAAACUUGAAAGAUCCAGAGUCCGGUGGGAAGUGCUAGAGUCGGUUCUUUGAGCGAUUGUUUGUUGCUCGAGUUUAGUUGUGUAUUAUUUUAUAUUGCGUUUGUCUAGCAGUGAAUCCCUUAUUAUGAUAAAACGGGUCUGUUAAUGCCCAGUGAUUAGUUAAUGUUGAGUGGCAAUAUUUAUUGUUAACUGCUUGGACUUAACACUUGUUUAUAUUUUGUUUUUGGUUUGGUGUUAUGUGCCUUUUGUAUUUAAUUAAUAACAAAUUAAGCUUGGCAUGAGAGUUUGUCAUAAUGACAGUCGACUUUAAUGAUUAUUUUUGGGGUGAGAAGAACAAUGGCUUCGAUGUCUUGUAUCAUAACAUGAAAUUUGGCUUAAAUGCCAGCAAAGAUUUUGCGGAGUUUCUUCGAGAAAGAUCCAGUAUAGAAGAAAAUAACUCGAAACUUCUAACAAAGUUAGCUAAACAAGCAGGAAGUUGUUGUUCUCAGGGAACUUUUGCCCCACUAUGGCAGGUUGUGAAAGCAUCUGCAGAGAAGCUUUCCGCUCUACAUGUACAAACAAUGCAGAAGUUGACCGAUCUAGUUAAAGAAGUUGGAAAAUAUGCUGAAGAAUUACACAAAAAACACAAGUCGGUGAAAGAGGAAGAAUCUGGUACCUUGGAAGUAGUGCAGGCCAUGCAAACCGUUACAUUAAACGUACAAAAGUCUAAGGAUGUGUAUAAUCAAAGAUUUUUAGAAUUUGAGCGAUUGAAAAAGGAGAACGCGUCGGCGAAAGAUUUAGAGAAAAGCGAGCAAAAAUUUAAGCGGUCACAUGAAGAUUACAAAGGUUUUGUAGAAAAAUAUUGCACAGUUAAGGAAGAAUUUGAAAAAAGAAUGUCCAUGAGCGUGAAAAACUUUCAAGAAUUGGAAAUUAGUCACUUGAUUCAUAUGAAAGAGUUUUUGAAUUAUUUUGCCGACGUUAUUGAAUGGGCGCAUGGGGAAAUGGGGAAGGUACAUAAGGAAUUUAGACAACAGUGUGUUGAUUUGACGAUUGACCAACUGCUAGAACAGUUCGUUAAAAAUAAAUCUACAGGACUUGAAAGGCCAGGGAUCUUAGAUCUAGAAGAACCUGUAUUGUCUCCCACUCAAGAAACCGAACCCAGUGCAAAAUCAUCCAAGAGAGAAGGUAACGGUCCUAGCAAUCAGACAGUGCCAACACAUGCCAACAAACCUUCCCGCCGAACAACUUCCUUAUUAAAUCUCUUCAUGUCUAAUUCGCAGGGUUCUCGUGAAAGCCGUCCUGGGCCCUGCAGUGCCCCAUCCAGCCCCACCAGUCCCGAAGGAAAGCAACAGCUGACUCGCCAUUCUCAACGCGGAUCCAAAUGGUUCUUGCGUAGUCGACGCGAUAAAGGAAAGAAGAAAAAAACGACGAAAAAACAGCAAACAAAGGAUAGUGUUGAUAAUCAAAGCAAUAAAGAGGAGAAAUCUGACAUGGAAGAAAAAGAUGAUUCUCAAAAAAGCGACAGCGUAAGUGGCCCGCCAAAUCCUUCGGCUACUCAGGAAGUGGAUGAUGACGGAUAUGUUAUAAGACCAACAGUUACUCAGGCUUGGAACGAAAAAACCAACUUUUACUCGUCUUCCGAUUCAGGCUCUGAUGAUGAACCAGAAGUGAAACUCCACGUCGAAAUUAAGCCUCUUAACAACGGUUCAACUCCCAUGUCGGCCUCAGUGGACGAACUGCGAGCUACAGUUGAAAAUAUUUAUCUAUGUCCAACUGGAGGGUUUGGCAGGCGCGGAUCAAACUUGGAUAACGACAUGACGAUGAAGAGAUCGCAAUCUGUGUCUCAGCAAAUCGGAAAGCCCAGCACAGAUUUAUUGGGGCUCAGUUUCGUACAAAGCCCUACUGCUUCUAAUGCUUCCACUCCGACCAGCUCGCACCCCUAUGCGCCUUUACAGAGUCCAUCUCAAUUGGCUUUGAAUUCGCCAACUUUAUCUAUUGGCUCAAAAUAUGCAGAGUUGGGUGACAUUUUCUCUGAAGACAAUGAAACUCAAAUGCCAAAACAGCCGAGUAGGCAAACUCCAACUCCAACCUCUGGCUAUAUGUCUAUUCCACGGCCUCCAUCGCGCCGCUCUGACCCCAAUAAGAGUCUCAUGCAACAAAACUCGAAUAUUUCAAGAGCGGAUAGUAUCAAUAGUUUGGAGUUCCGAACGGCGUGUGUGCCCGUUGGGGUAUCGAGAGGCCCGUCGCCGUUAACUAUUGGCAUGGCAGACACAAUUCCACUGGCAGUAGCGUUCCACGAGAUUGUUCACUCGUAUUUCAGAGGCGCUGAAGAGUCCAGGUGCCAAGUGAAAAUGUCGGGUGAAAUGAUGCUUUCGUUUCCGGCCGGUAUCGUGACGAUACUUGCAAGUAAUCCAAAUCCCGCUAAACUGAUUUUUAGAGUUAAAAACACUCGCCACCUUUCUUCAGUGCUGCCGAAUGAAAACUUGGUCUCUCUAGACCCAGGACAAUCGUCCACGGAUAGUCUUGCUGUGGAGUUCAACAUGUCGGCCCUAAGCUCCCUGUUAAGGAAGCAAUCUGAGCAGAAUCCCAACGCUUCAUAUUUCAAUGUAGAUAUACUUAAAUACCAAAUUAAGGCAAAGCCUGGCGCCAACUCCUGUCCUCUUCAGCUUGUCGCUUACUGGAAGUGCGCUAACCUACAUACUGACCUAAAAAUUGAAUACAAAUAUAAUUUACAUGCUAUGAGCUCCCCUACGCCAUUGCUUAACGUUUCUGUCUCAGUUCCGGUGGACGGUGUUAUCAAAACUAUGCAGUCCAAACCUCAAGCCCAUUGGGCCGCGGAAAAUAACAGAUUAGUUUGGAAGUUCACUGAACUCUCACAGCAUUCUGAAAACAACGGGGUUGGUUCAAUGCUAGCUCGGUAUGAUGUUGAAAAUGGACCUGGAACUCCUUCAACUAUUAGUGCGCAGUUUAACUGCGAAGGAACCACUUUAUCAGGGAUAGACUUCCAAUUGGUGGGACUGGGUUAUCGACUGUCUCUAGUCAAGCGUCGUUUUGUUUCAGGAAAAUAUAUUUGCGAUGGUGACCGCAAAUAUAAUUCUGGUUUAGGGACGCCAAAUACUGUUGGAUCUGGGGAUCCUCAGUGCUAGCAUUCCGCGUUAAGCUAUGCGUUAUUCUACCAUAAUCCUUUUCAUUCUAUUUCUAUAAGAUUUCAGCGUUAUAAAACUUAUAUAGUUUAUGAGCUAUUUUAUAAAUAAAUAAAUCGUAAAUGAAAAUUUUUUGCUAAAGAGUUAGUGGAUUAUUUUGUAUUAGCAUACGGAGGAAUAGGACUAUUCCUAGUCCCGACCUCCAACGUUUCGACUAGUUUACUACACAUGUCUUUUUUGUUUGCAAUAGCCACCUCACCGUUUGUUAUUUUAAGAUUUUUCAACUACUUUGAUUGACAUAUCAGAGCUUAUUAUAAGUGAUAUGCUAAUUAUUUGGCAAUAAUAAUUGAUGAAUUGAAAUCUCCUAUUAAACAAAUUGUUUCCAA
Messenger RNA from Dendroctonus ponderosae (mountain pine beetle), 3718 nucleotides. Its product is annotated as F-BAR domain only protein 2. The record is from RefSeq and is a predicted model, not a curated record. Gene Ontology annotation, cellular component: clathrin-coated pit; cytoplasm; plasma membrane. The transcript is spliced from 14 exons. Bases 504 to 3335 code for a protein of 943 amino acids. Gene Ontology annotation, biological process: clathrin-dependent endocytosis; clathrin coat assembly. Lineage: Eukaryota; Metazoa; Arthropoda; Insecta; Coleoptera; Curculionidae.